AACAAAUUUUUGCUUUUGUUUGUGCAAAAAUAGAUUUUGUUGCAGAAAUUAUUAGAAAAAUUCUAAAAUAACCAACGUUAUUACAGGUUUAUAUUAAAAUUAUUUAAAAAAUAUUGUUAAAAUGUCCGAUAAUGAUGAUGAUUUCAUGUGUGAAGAUGAUGAGGAUUAUGGUUUGGAAUAUUCAGAAGAUAGCAAUUCGGAACCAGAUGUUGAUUUAGAAAAUCAAUAUUAUAACAGCAAAUCGCUGAAAGAAGAUGAUCCCAAAGCGGCAUUGGCCUCAUUUCAAAAGGUUUUAGAUUUGGAAAAUGGUGAAAAAGGUGAAUGGGGCUUUAAGGCUCUAAAGCAAAUGAUUAAAAUUAACUUUAAAUUGAAUAAUUAUGGGGAAAUGAUGGUGAGAUACCAACAACUGCUGACUUACAUAAAGAGUGCUGUGACGCGCAAUCAUUCGGAAAAGUCUAUUAACUCUAUAUUGGAUUAUAUAUCCACAUCUAAAAAUAUGGAAUUACUUCAAAAUUUCUAUGAAACCACUUUGGAGGCUCUGAAGGAUGCAAAAAAUGACCGCCUUUGGUUCAAGACCAAUACCAAAUUAGGCAAACUCUAUUUCGAUCGCAGCGAAUUUGGCAAACUACAAAAAAUUCUUAAACAACUUCACUCAUCCUGUCAGACGGAUGAUGGUGAAGAUGAUUUAAAGAAGGGCACCCAACUCUUGGAAAUCUAUGCCUUGGAAAUUCAAAUGUACACAGUGCAAAAGAACAAUAAAAAACUUAAGGCUUUGUACGAGCAAUCGCUACAUAUUAAGUCGGCCAUACCGCAUCCUCUGAUUAUGGGCGUAAUUAGAGAAUGCGGCGGCAAAAUGCAUUUGCGUGAAGGUGAAUUUGAAAAGGCUCAUACAGAUUUCUUUGAGGCAUUUAAAAAUUAUGAUGAAUCGGGUUCGCCAAGACGUACGACUUGCUUGAAAUAUUUGGUAUUGGCAAAUAUGCUAAUGAAAUCCGGUAUCAAUCCCUUCGACUCCCAAGAAGCCAAACCCUAUAAAAAUGAUCCUGAAAUUCUGGCCAUGACCAAUUUGGUGGUGUCCUAUCAGAACAAUGAUAUCAACGAAUUUGAAUCGAUUCUAAGACACAAUCGUAGCAACAUUAUGGCAGAUCCAUUUAUAAGAGAACACAUUGAAGACUUAUUGCGCAAUAUUCGCACACAAGUAUUGAUUAAAUUGAUACGUCCCUACAAGAAUAUUGCCAUACCAUUUAUAGCGAAUGCUCUCAACAUUGAACCAGCUGAGGUGGAAAGUUUAUUGGUAUCCUGUAUAUUGGAUAAUACCAUACAAGGACGUAUAGACCAAGUCAAUCAAGUCUUACAAUUGGAUAAGGAGAACAGCACCGGCUCACGUUAUAAUGCCAUUGACAAGUGGUCCAAUCAAAUACAGUCUCUACAAAUGGCCGUUAUCAAUAAAAUGGCUUGAAAAUUACCCCUUAAACGAAAGCAUUCAUAUACAUAUUUUUAACUAAAGAAAACACAACAGAAAAGAAAUAAAAAUCUUAUAAAGAAAUUAA
This is a messenger RNA of Calliphora vicina (urban bluebottle blowfly), 1547 nucleotides long. RefSeq names its product COP9 signalosome complex subunit 2 alien (gene alien). Bases 122 to 1456 code for a protein of 444 amino acids. Gene Ontology annotation, biological process: protein deneddylation. The record is from RefSeq and is a predicted model, not a curated record. Lineage: Eukaryota; Metazoa; Arthropoda; Insecta; Diptera; Calliphoridae. Gene Ontology annotation, cellular component: COP9 signalosome. The transcript is spliced from 6 exons.